CUCUUUAUCAAUUAAUUACUCAGGGUUCAACAGGGUUCAAGUUGUCCUGCAUAUACACAGGUGCCUCAGGUGCCUAGGUGCCAGUUAGGCAUUGUUGAGUUUCUUUUCAACUUGCACUUCCAAGCCGUAGGGUUCUGAUUUCAGGCUCUGGGAAUCGUUAGGUAGUUUAUUCAUUCCAUGUAACAUUGGGCGCCGCGACCCCAUGCGGGUGAGGGAGGAUAUUCAAGCUUACAGAGCACUUUCUUAGGUAAGAUAGGCUUUGACCAGGCCUGGGGAGCCUAGCCUGCAGAGAGCCUCCUACUAGUAUCGCAUCCUUAUCGCCUACCAGAGUAGUGCUGUACUAAUAACGUCCAACCCGAAUCCGAACCAUCCGUGUCCGCCAGGCACCUCGGCUCUACUUUCGCUUCCACAGCUCUCGACUAAUCAUGUGCAAAACGAUAAACGAACCACUGGGCAGAGGGAUAUGAAAUCAUGCCAGCGCGUUCCUCAAGCUUCCCCCUCUAAAUCACGGUCGUCGAUCCUCAGUUUGUGGUUGAGGUCUGAGAGAGUACAAUUGUUGAGUUGAAUUUAUCUUGAUUACCAGUAGCGAAUUAAAGAAGAGCAGCAGGAUGCCGCCCAUUCCGCCGCUAUUUGUGCUCCCCGUUCCGCCAUCAGCGGCCACCUCGUCCACUCAGAAUCAACAAGGAGAGUUCGUCUGCUCACAAGCAGGACCACAAGUAUAUCUACUCUCCUUCUCGUAUCCUCCCGACAACCGCCUGACACCUGCAUUCAACCAAACGUUUCUUCUUGCGCUCGAUAUCAUCGAGCAGCGACUACCUCGUGGCGUGGUCAUCACCACAUCAUCCAUCAGCAAGUUCUACUCGAAUGGACUGGACUUUGAGAAUGCUAUCCGGGAUCCCACAUUCUUCCCCAACAGUCUGUUCCCGUUGUGGAGGCGCUUGAUCACCUACCCCAUGCCGACCGUUGCCCUGAUAAACGGGCACGCAUUCGCGGGCGGCUUGAUGACGGCCAUGAUGCACGACUACCGCAUCAUGAAUCCGCACAAGGGUUACGUGUGUCUGAAUGAGCUUGACUUCGGAGCAGCCCUACAACCCGCCAUGGCCGCCGUGUUCCGAGUGAAGCUGAAUAUGACGACGUUCAGAAACAUGGUCUUGGAGAGCAGGCGAUUCCCGGCACUGGAGGCGCUCAAGGAAGGAAUCAUCGAUGGCGUGGGCAGCGUUGAUGAGGCGUUGGCCUUCAUUUCGGAAAUGAAGUUGACCCAGAAGGCUCAAAGCAAGUCCUACGGGAGGAUCAAGGAGGAGAUGUACCGAGAAGUGGUCAAGGACCUGGACGAGGCAGCCGAGGCACCCAAAAUAUUGACCGCUCGCGAUUUAGACCGGAACCGGAGAGAGCUGGAAGCGAAGAAGAGAGUCGAUGACUAUCAAGCUGUUCUGCGGAGGGCCAAAUUGUGAUGUUACAGACAGCCACAAAGAAAGCCAGGUCAGGAGCCAAAAACGUACGUUUAAACAGGAUGUUGUGUCAGUGUGGUGUCUUUGCUUGCCUGCUUCAGUGUUAGCUAUGUGGGGUUCUAUAUCUUGCUCGAGUCCACUGCACAAUCCGGCGAGCCAUGUUGCUGGCUACUUGCAUCGCUCGACCCCAGUAUACGGAGUUCGGCCAAGGAUGGCAUCUCGGAUUCAAUCCCUUUAUAACCAG
Molecule: messenger RNA, 1692 nt
Organism: Exophiala dermatitidis NIH/UT8656
Lineage: Eukaryota; Fungi; Ascomycota; Eurotiomycetes; Chaetothyriales; Herpotrichiellaceae
Product: enoyl-CoA hydratase/isomerase
Exons: 1
Coding region: 609-1451 (280 amino acids)
Biological process (GO): fatty acid beta-oxidation
Cellular component (GO): peroxisome
Molecular function (GO): delta(3)-delta(2)-enoyl-CoA isomerase activity; enoyl-CoA hydratase activity
Source: RefSeq, a predicted model, not a curated record